Pyrus x bretschneideri (Chinese white pear) is the source of this 666-nucleotide messenger RNA. RefSeq lists its product as uncharacterized. The record is from RefSeq and is a predicted model, not a curated record. The transcript has 2 exons. The coding region runs from base 1 to 666 and encodes 221 amino acids. Gene Ontology annotation, biological process: chromatin remodeling. Lineage: Eukaryota; Viridiplantae; Streptophyta; Magnoliopsida; Rosales; Rosaceae. Gene Ontology annotation, cellular component: Ino80 complex.
AUGGAAAGCUUGGGUGGCGCUGGGUUUUCGCCUGGAGGUUGCAUUGUCAGGAAGAAGAGGAGUAUCGUGUCACAUAAACCUCGCUUAAAUCCACCGACAUUUUCCCUCACCUCUAGUAUCCCUAUUGGCAAAGGAACCAUUGAUCAGGAUCAGAAUAAUAAGAAGAAAAUAGUGCUUUCUAAUGUACUCGGAAGUAAGAGCAACCCGAAGAAGUUAAAGCUUAAGUUUGGAGAUGUUACUCAUACAAUCAACACCAACUAUAUAACAGAUGUUGGCGAUGGUGGUGGCUCGUCCACAGCUAAAUCUUCAAGCUCUUUAGAUGCCUUCACGCCCCAACUGAAUCCCCUUGCUCAGGUACCGCACCCUGAUUCUUGUGGAGAUGGGGUCAAUGAGCCAGUUCGUAAGAGCAAGCGGGCUCCUAAGAGAAGCACCUUGGGUGCUGGAUUUAAUGAAGAAGAUGAUGAAGAUGAAGAAAUCCAAUUCCUUGAAAGAUUAAGCGCAUCGAAGGUUGCUCGUUCAGAGAGAAUUCAAAUGGACAUUCGCUUUCAUGGAGAUGAUAGUGGAGAGUAUAAGCCCUCAAGGCUGGGAAAAGCUAGUCAAAAAAGGUCAAGCUCGGAAAAAAUGCACGAGGAUGAAGAUUGGGAGAAGAAGAUGAAGAAGAAUUGA